This is a messenger RNA of Anthonomus grandis grandis, 1091 nucleotides long. Its product is annotated as LHFPL tetraspan subfamily member 2a protein. The transcript is spliced from 7 exons. Gene Ontology annotation, cellular component: membrane. Bases 189 to 854 code for a protein of 221 amino acids. The record is from RefSeq and is a predicted model, not a curated record. NCBI's taxonomy places the organism in Eukaryota, Metazoa, Arthropoda, Insecta, Coleoptera, Curculionidae.
GUGACCACCAGCCAAAUCUGUAUCUGUGAGAUUAAAUACUGAUUUGUUGGAACAAGUGCUGACACAGAUACAGGUCUUUUCAAGGCCCAGGGCCUAUCUUAUCUCUGUCUUCAUAAUUAUACAUUUUUAUUUGGAUUUACAUCUAGCAACACCAACAAAACAACCAAACAUUCCAUGAACAUAUCACAAUGACAUAUCUGAUAGUGACCGCCAGAAGUCUAAUAUGGAUCCUGUUAAGCUUAUUUUGCACGCUCCUUAUGCUUAGUGCUAUUCUCAGUCCCAGCUGGAUUGCGGGAACUCCCCAAAAGACUACCAUUAACAAUGAGACUGUAGUGUACACACCCAGCUUAGGAGUGUAUGCCAAAUGUGAUAAACCAGUGGGCAAACAUCAUUCCAUUUGCACCCUUAUGUCCGCCAGAGGGCUGUCUGAGGACUCUGAAUACUAUCCUGGCGCUUGGAAGGCUGCUAUGGUAUUCUUAACUAUGGGUCUCUGUAUUAUGUCUGUGACUGUAUGUGCUAGUCUUGUAAGCUGUUGUUUUCAAAGCAUUUUCAGGAAAAGCAUAUUUACUUUGUCUGGAGCGACCCAGUGUAUUGCAGGUAUUUGCUUUAUAUUGGGCGUUAUGCUGCACCCAAUGGCUUGGGGUACCAAUAGAGUUCACACAUUAUGUGGACGAGACUCGUCUCCGUUUUUAUUAGGUGACUGUUCUAUUGGAACUGGGUUAUAUUUUGCAACAAGUAGUACCAUUUUGACCUUUUUAUGCGCAUGUCUGUCAGUUCCCGCAGAGAAAUCCACCAGUAGCGAUAAAGUUCAGGAUAAAAUUUAUGACGGACAAACUUUGAUAUGCCUUACUUGAAUAAUUGCACUGAUUUUAAAAUACAUAAAUGCUUUAAUGUAAGCCAAAUAUAAUUAUGAUAUUAUAAACUAAGCUAUAUACUUGUAUGUCCUUUUACUGCUGCUUUUUAUUUAUAUUGUAUUUUUAUACCUUUUUAUACUAGAUAAAAUUUUGUAUGUUGUAUCUAUUUAUGUGCGUUAUUUAUGUUAUUGCAUCAAUUGCUUUUUUGUAAUAUACUUUUUUUACGAAUAAAAUAAA